Messenger RNA from Fukomys damarensis (Damara mole-rat), 3129 nucleotides. It is a transcript of the gene Phf13, whose product is annotated as PHD finger protein 13. The record is from RefSeq and is a predicted model, not a curated record. The annotation marks the transcript as partial. Gene Ontology annotation, molecular function: chromatin binding. NCBI's taxonomy places the organism in Eukaryota, Metazoa, Chordata, Mammalia, Rodentia, Bathyergidae. Gene Ontology annotation, biological process: mitotic chromosome condensation. The transcript has 4 exons.
UGCGGACACUGGCCUCCCCGGGACGCUCCCCACUCUCCCGGGUGCCGACCAGUUGUGCGCGGUCCCCACGAAGUUAGUUGUCCCCGAGUUGAGGCCAGGGUGCGGCCCUUGUGUCCGCGCAGGGGAAAGGUGGCCCGCCCGGAGCGAGUUGAGAGUUUGAGAGAAACGUGGCGUUUUCGGAGCAAAAUCUGGAGGCUCUGUCUGCGCCCCGCUGCUCUUCCCCCUCCUACGCUGAGGGCCGCCGAGAGACCGGCGUCCCUCUCAGUCUGGCCGGCCCGAGCCCUGCGCAGACCGGGGAGCACCCGGCGAGGGAGGGGCGGAGAUAAGGAGUACUCCCCCAGCUACAAGAAGCGCAGGACCGUCGAGGACUUCAACAAGUUCUGCACCUUCGUCUUGGCUUAUGCCGGCUACAUCCCGUACCCGAAGGAGGAGCUCCCUCUGAGGAGCAGCCCCAGCCCUGCCAACAGCACCACGGGCACUAUUGACAGUGAUGGCUGGGAUGCCAGUUUCACCGACAUGGCAUCCUCUGUGCCCCUGCCGGUGUCCGACCGCUGCUUUAGCCAUCUGCAGCCCACCCUCCUACAGCGGGCAAAGCCCAGCAACUUCCUGCUGGACAGAAAGAAGACAGAUAAGCUGAAGAAGAAGAAGAAGAGGAAGCGGAGGGACAGCGAUGUGCCAGUGAAGGAGGCCUACCGAGGGGGCUUGCUGAAGCUGGAGGCUGCAGACCCGUUCUCCGAGAGCCCUGCCAGCCCCGCCCUGCAGGCACUGCCCCAGGCCACUGGUGAGCCCUGCUCUGGCUGGGACUCAGACACUCCUUCGAGUGGCUCUUGUGCCACCACCGUGUCACCCGAUCAGGUCAAAGAGAUAAAAACUGAAGGCAAACGGACUAUCGUCCGGCAGGGGAAGCAGGUGGUGUUCCGCGACGAGGACAGCACUGGCAACGACGAGGACAUCAUGGUGGACUCAGAUGACGAUUCCUGGGACCUAGUCACCUGCUUCUGCAUGAAGCCGUUUGCGGGCCGCCCCAUGAUAGAGUGUAACGAGUGCCACACCUGGAUCCACCUGUCCUGUGCGAAGAUCCGGAAGUCCAAUGUUCCCGAAGUGUUUGUCUGCCAAAAGUGCCGGGACUCCAAGUUUGACAUCCGCCGGUCCAACCGCUCCCGAAUGGGCUCCCGCAAGCUGUUCCUGGACUGACCACAGCUGGCAGGAGACUCCGGGCAAGGGGAUGGAGAGGCCGGCAUGCUGGCCCUCCUUUAGUUGAGCACAGAACUCUUAGCUCGGUGCGGGCAGAUCCUCUCAUUCAGGUGCCUAAGCAAGGACAGGCUGUCCCAGGUAGAAACUGUACAUAGCCAGCGAGCAGAACGCCUUUGCCAGCCCCGGCCGCUGCCAGAGCUGUGUUCCUGCUGACCCCAGUAGACAAACACGCAGUGCAGGGGCUUGGCUCAGCUGACAGCAAGGGGUGUGGUCCCUGUGAAGCUGUACUGUCGUUCGCAGUCCCCCCUUCUUUGGAACCAGUGCUGUUAUUCCUGCUAUCGCAGCGCUGGGGAGUGGAGCUGCUCUGGUCUCCCCAGCCUGCAGACGAACAGCCAUAUGUGUCUUGUUUCUUCCUCUGUUUAUUCCGCGUGUCAGUCUCACCUAAGUGUCUGUACUUCAGCUGUCCAAGUCGCCCCUUCCUUUGUGGCCCCUCUCGGUCCCGGGAGCUGCUGCGGAGUUGGGGGUGGCGGGUGAGCUGGUGGUUCUUUGGUUUCCUUGUUUGCUAAAAAGGACAGUAGUGGACUCCUCUCUGGAAAGGGGCUAGGUUGGGGGUCAAGGUGGCCCAUGUUCAUAACUCAUUUUCUGGUUUUGCACGAUGUACAAACCUGUCUUUCUGCACGACAGAGCCAAAAGUAUUGGCCAAUUUCUUGCUGGUUCCCUUUCCCUAGUUGGCAUUUGAGCUCCCAGGGGCCCAGGAGAGUUGUUUGGAAAGUGGGAGAGCUUGGUUCUCCUCUUUCCCAUCACCUGUCUGGCAGCACAGGAAGUUAGGCAGUCCUUGGGGUGCAGAUGGUGUCCCUCAGUAACUGGGCAGGAGGCCCUUCUUGGGCUGGCCUGCUGCUUUGCAGUCAGGGCUAGGACUCCAGUCCUGCUUUGGAUGUGAAUUGCUGUGAGUGGGUGUCUGGGGCCCUCCGGAGGCUGCCCCCAGGCAGCUGCAGCCCUGCCCACCAGCAGACUGGGGCAUGGAGGGAGGGCCAGCUUCCCCAGUGCAGCAUGCUCCUGAGCAGCUGAAUGGUUCUCAAGCCUGUUUGAUAGUCAUGGGUGUGUGCGCUGGUGUCCUGUCUUUGAGGCUCGGCUUGGAAAGUUGGUUGUUUGCUUAUUUGCAGCAGUGUGGGGUCUGCCCACCGCUGGCACCCGGUGUUCUCUCCCACUUCCCCUGCAGUGCCAUGGGCUGAGCUGUGGCCUGCCUCUUGUCCUGGUUUCUUGCACGUUCGUCCAGUCAACUCUUAGCUUUUAAUGAUUCUGUUGGUUCUAUUCAAGUGUGAAAGUAGAGAGAAAUGGCUUCUGAAACAGUUCACUGUGAAGAUCUGAGCGGGAGUUCUGCUGUGGAGAAAGAAGCUGGCUCAGACACAGUGCCCGCCUCUGCCUGGGCCCAGCAUCAGGGCAGGUUUGGGGAGUUUGCCAAAGGUCUGCCCGGGAUGCCUGUCCAGUCCGCACCAUAAGAAAACCAAAGUCGCAAAGUGUGUUUCUUCCUUUUUUAAAGCUCCACGAGAUUUUAAAAGUGCAUUUAAGAGCCCACAAUUUUAGAGCGGAACUGCCAACCCCGGUGAUGUUAGUGCUCUGGAACGCAUCCGAUAUCAUCUCAUCUCUGUCCCAAGUUGCUUUUGUCCUCUUCACAGAUCUGUCCCUGUGAGUGUCUGGCACACCGGGCACCGUGGUUUUGGGGUGGGUUGAAGUGGGCCGCUGCCUUCCGCUUCUUUAUGCAAGUCAGGCGUGACCCAGAGUGUGGGGGCUCCCGGUUCUAGGGAGGGAGGGAGGCUGUCACCCCAGAGUUGGCCCUCACGGGCUUCAGCCAGCCACUCGCCAUCGUUUACAUGGUUCUGUGUAUAAAGUUAAAGCGAGCUGUUUCUGUGAAACUGUAUAUUUUGUAAAUAAAGA